AUGCAGGCCGUUCUCGACGUUCACGAAGCCGUCGCGAAGCGGUUACCCGGUGUCGGUCAAGGCGAGGUGGACUGGUACCUCGUUUUAGACGUCCCCGAUUUCUGCGACGACGACGCGUUGAUAAAGAAGUCGUAUCGAAAGAAAGCGUUGCUUCUGCAUCCCGAUAAGAACAAAGGCGCGGGGGCGGAGACCGCGUUUAAGUACGUUUCAGAGGCGUUCGGUUGCCUGUCCGACAAGGUCAAGAAGUCGCAGUUCGAUCUAAGAAAGCGAGCCAGAGCAGCCAUCGGAGCGCGCGGCGGGCACCACUCCGCCGCCGGCGCAGCCGCCGCCGCGAGUCGGCAGCACGCCGCGGCAAAUCGGCAGCAUGGGGGGAGCGGUCGGGGGCAUGGAGCGAGAGGGGGAAGCACCGGCGCAAAAGCUGGCGCAGCGGCGGGCGGAGCGACAGCUCCGCAGUUUUACACGCGGUGCCACCAUUGCUGCGCGAGUCUGCUGUGCAAGCAGGACUCCCGCGGGCAGAUCGUGAAGUGCCUGCUGUGCGAAAAGAUGUUUCUCGCUCUUGAAGUCGAUCCUCCCGCCAAGGCGAAACCGGCUGCUGCUAAUGGUGCUCCCGCUGGUGGUAAGGGCCGAGGGCAGCAGAAACAGCAGGAUCAGCAGCAGCGGCAGCAGCGGCAUCAACAGCGGCAGCAGCAGAGACAGCAGCAGCAGCAGCAGCAGCAACAGCAGCAGCAGCAGCAGCAGCAACAGCAGCAGCAGCCGCAGCAGCAGCAACAGCAGCAGCAGCCGCAGCAGCAGCAACAGCAGCAGCAGCCGCAGCAGCGGCAGCAGCCGGUGCCACUGCGGCCGGCUCCCCAGCCGCCGCCACCUCAACCGCAACAACCACCACCGCCGCCACCCCAGCAACAACCGCAGCCGCAACCGCAGCCCCAGCAACAGCAGCAGCAGCAGCAGCAAUAUCAACAACCAUGGUGGCAACCGCAGGCGGGCGGGCAGCAGGGCGCGGCGGUGCCGCAGACGGAGAGCGAGCGCGCAAGUUUCAUGAAAAACAUGACGGAGAGCGAGCGCGCGGGUUUCAUGAAGAACAUGCACGCACAGUUCUGCGCCGCCGGCAUGAUGGGGCGCGGGGGGCCCGCGGAUCGAUGGCAGCACCCGUCGCAACCCGCGCACCCGCCCCACGCGCCCAAUGGCUUCUCUUCCGCUGCUGCUUUCGCCGCCGCCGCUGCCGCCACCGCUGCAGCAGCAGGUGGUGCGGGUGGUGGUGGCACAGGAAACGCGGCCGGGAUUCCUGCGUUCGGCGUGCCUUCGUUCCCGCAGCCCCCAGCCUCGUUCGGAGGGCAGCCGGCAGGCUCGAACCAGCAGCAACCGCGGCAGCCGCCGCAGCCGCAGCAGCCACAGCCACAGCCGCAACAACCCGGGCAGUCGCAGCAGCAGCAGCAGCAGCAGGCACAGCAACAGCAGUACCAGCAUUAUCACAACCCGUUCUCCCAAGCUCCGGCUAGCCCCACACCAGACCACACCGCCCCGCACCCUUCCCAACCCUUCGAGCAGCCGUCUCACGCGCAGCAGGCGCAGGCGCAGGCGCAGGGCAGCCUCUUCGAGCGGUUCUGCUCGCCAGGACCCGCGGCGACGGGGUUCCGCCAGGCGUUUGUGAACGACGUGUGGGGCAAGGUGCAGCGGGAACGAAUGGACGAGCAGGCGGAGGGGCGGCGGAAGGACCGCGAGCGGAAGGAGGCGGAGGUGGCGGAGCGGAAGCGCGUGGCGAAGGCGGGUAGGGAGGCGGAGAGGGAGAGGAAAAAGGCGGCUGCUGCUGAGAAGGCGGCGGCGGUUGCUGCGGCGGCUGUGGCGGCGAUGGGGGCGGGCGCGGGGAGGGAAGGCGGAGGCGGGCAGGCGAAGGGAAUGGCGGGUGAGGCGGCGGGAGGAGAGGGAAUGGGCGCACCUGGUGCAGGGGCGGGCGGGGCAGGCGGGGCGGGAGAAGCGGGAGGAGGUGAGGCGGGAGGAGACGGGCGGAGCACGAGGAAGAGACAGAGGGGGAAGGAGGAUGUGCUUCUAGGCGACAUGUCUGCCGCCGUGAAUGCCGCCAUGGCUGCUGCGCGCGCUGCUCUUGGGACGGGCGGCAUGGAUGGGGUGGGGGAACGCGGAGGGUACGAGGCGGAGGAGGAGAUGGGGGAAGCGGGGCGACAGGCGAAGAGGACCCGCAGGGAGGAGGAGCAGGCGACGGUUAUCAAUCUGGAUUCAGAUGAGCCUUCUGAAAUGGAGGGGGCGAACCCUGUUUUCUCCUCUGCUCCUGCUCCUGCUCCUGCUCCUGCUCCUGCUUCUGCGCAUGCUCCUGCACCGGCUGUUACUGCUGGUAACCGCUAUAAUGCUACAGCUGCAACUGCGGUUCGGAAUGGUCGGGCGACUGUGUUCGACCCUGCGGCACCAGCUGCAGCUGCGGCUGCUGCUGCUGCGGUGAGGAGCAAGGAGGCCAGUGGGGAGGGCGGGGGGACGACUGCUGCUGCCAGGGGUGCUGCUAAUGGUGUGAAUGGGUUGGUGGGUGAGAAGAGCCGGCAGAAAGAGGAGAAGUCGGAGGGGGAUGAGGAUGGGGAGGAGGAGGGAAUGGAAGUGGCGGAUCCGGACUUCUACUGCUUUGACAAUGACAGGGAGGAGGAGAGCGUGCAAGAAGGGCAGGUACGUGCAAGAAGGGCAGGUACGUGCAAGAAGGGCAGGUACGUGCAAGAGGGGCAGGUACGUGCAAGAAGGGCAGGUACGUGCAAGAAGGGCAGGUACGUGCAAGAAGGGCAGGUACGUGCAAGAAGGGCAGGUACGUGCAAGAAGGGCAGGUACGUGCAAGAAGGGCAGGUACGUGCAAGAAGGGCAGGUACGUGCAAGAAGGGCAGGUACGUGCAAGAAGGGCAGGUACGUGCAAGAAGGGCAGGUACGUGCAAGAAGGGCAGGUACGUGCAAGAAGGGCAGGUACGUGCAAGAAGGGCAGGUACGUGCAAGAAGGGCAGGUACGUGCAAGAAGGGCAGGUGUGGGCGCUGUAUGACGAUCGGGACGGCCUGCCUCGUUUCUACGCGCUCGUGCACAAGGUGUGGGCGCUGUAUGACGAUCGGGACGGUCUCCCCCGUUUCUACGCAUUGGUCCACAAGGUCUCCCACCGCCCCGCCUUCAAGUGCCGCCUGCAGUGGCUCACGCCCCUCCCCUCCUCCUCCCGCCGCUCCGCCUCCUCCUCCCUCGUGCCCCCGUGCGGGUGGUUCCGCCUGGUAACCCGAGCCAAGACAAUGGACAGCAUCAAUGUCUUUGCCUUCCGCAUGCCGGGGGUGAAUCUUCACCCGAACUUUCCCCUGGCUGUUUUCCCGCAGCCGGGGCAGGUCUGGGCGGUGUUUACUGACCGGGUGCUGCUGCAGCAGCGGCGGAACGGGACAGGUUCGGGGGGAGGUUCGGGGGUAGGGUCGGGGGAGGGGUUGGAGAGGUAUGAUAUUGUGCAGGUGGCUCGGGAAGGGGAGGUGAAGGGGGGGUUGGCAGCGGUGGUGGGAGCGGCAGGGUUGAUGGGGUUGCCUGAGAGGCCGGAGGAUGGGGUGAGAGGGCAGGUGGUGGUGUGGCUGCUGCGCCGCAUGCAAGGAUACACGAGCAUCUUCCAGCGCACGAGUGAGUGUCUGGCAGUGGAUGUGACGGUCUUCUCUCACCUCGUGCCCACCUACGUCUGCAAGGGCAACGAAGCCAACUCCAAGGGACUCCCCUCCCCGCCUCGAGGAGCCAUGGAGCUUGACCCGGCCGCCAUCCCUCCUGUCAUGUCACCCAUUACCACUUCAAGACUCGCGUGA
Messenger RNA from Closterium sp. Naga37s-1, 3801 nucleotides. The record is from the annotation of a GenBank genome assembly. Lineage: Eukaryota; Viridiplantae; Streptophyta; Zygnematophyceae; Desmidiales; Closteriaceae.